UUUCAGUCUUACAGGUUUAACAGUUUCAGGAAUGCAGCAAGGGAUAUGCAAAAGUACAGAUGUGAUUAUCCAGACCUAUGCGGGCAAGAAGAAGAUGAUAGGCGUAUGCCUAAUUUACAGUUCUUUCGUGGACAGAGGGCCUCCUCCCCUGAUGGUGUCUACAUUGAGGACUUUCACAAUAACUGGUAUGGGAAGUAUUCAAAACUGGAAGCUGUUCAUUCAUACAUCCAAUGGGUGUUCCAUCUUCAAGAACGAGGAAUGAAUUAUCAAGCCAAGGAACUCACCAAGAAGGAAAUUGAGGCUUUUCUUGAAGAUGAAACUGUGAAGAAGAAGCUGGUCAAGUCGUACAAGCUCAUGCUGGACUUCUACGGCAUACAGAUGUCAAAUGACACAACAGGGGAAGUGCGAUGUACUAAUAAUUGGCGUGACAGAUUUGACAACAUGGACAGACAUACACACAACAACCUGCGCAUCACCCGCAUCCUGAAGUGCCUGGGCACUCUGGGGUUCCCCCACUACCAGGCCCCACUGGUCCGCUUCUUCCUAGAGGAAACUCUUGUUAAAGGCAAGCUGUACAAAGUGAAGGAGAGCGUGCUCAACUACUUCAUCUUCGCUUUCCGUGAUCAGCAACAACGCAGGGAAUUAGUUAAGUAUGCCUACGAGAACUAUGAGGCCAAACAUGAGUUUGUGUGAUGCCCUAAGAAAAUCCAGAAUAUUUUCUCAAACAGAGAAGCAGUCUCAGAUAAUAUGCAACUAAUGGCAGGCCAGUCCCAGAAUGGUGACUACUCAGAUAACAGUGAUGAUACAGUUGAAGUCGGAAGUUUACAUACACCUUAGCCAAAUACAUUUAAACUCAGUUUUUCA
Molecule: messenger RNA, 864 nt
Organism: Coregonus clupeaformis (lake whitefish)
Lineage: Eukaryota; Metazoa; Chordata; Actinopteri; Salmoniformes; Salmonidae
Product: opioid growth factor receptor-like
Exons: 7
Coding region: 46-693 (215 amino acids)
Cellular component (GO): membrane
Molecular function (GO): opioid growth factor receptor activity
Source: RefSeq, a predicted model, not a curated record